Molecule: messenger RNA, 11581 nt
Organism: Temnothorax curvispinosus
Lineage: Eukaryota; Metazoa; Arthropoda; Insecta; Hymenoptera; Formicidae
Gene: LanA
Product: laminin subunit alpha
Exons: 30
Coding region: 341-11296 (3651 amino acids)
Biological process (GO): regulation of cell adhesion; regulation of embryonic development; regulation of cell migration
Cellular component (GO): basement membrane
Molecular function (GO): extracellular matrix structural constituent; signaling receptor binding
Source: RefSeq, a predicted model, not a curated record
UCUCCAGAUGAAGACGGAACGUAAGCGACUCAGGAUGCCUGUACUCGGGUCCACGCGGGAUUCAAACUCCGACUUGAAGAUCACUGAUCUGUUUCACCCCCACCGAGUUCUUCUCAUCUGGCAAGUCGACGGUACUGGAUGAACUCUAGUCUGGUCUGGACAGUCGGCACCGAGAAAGCGUCCAGGCAUCAUCAUCUCUCUCACGGAAGAAAGAGGGAGAGAGAGAGAGGGAGGAAGGGAGCGAGACGAAGAAGAGAGAAGACGAAAGUGAAGAAAAAAAAGAGUGAAGCAGUUCCGCGAAAGAACUUGAGAAGGUGUCGGAUUUUCUGCUACUGGCAGGAUGCGGUUGCCGGCAACCUUCGCCGGUCUUCUGCUGAUUGUCCGGCUGUCUAGGUGCGAGAUCCUGACGCCGCCGUACUUCAAUUUGGCCGAAGGCAAGGAGAUCGUGGCCUCGGCUACGUGCGGCGUCGACACUACCGGCCCCGAGCUUUACUGCAAACUCGUCGGCGCGAACGCCGAUCAGGAUGAAGAUAUCAACUUGAUUCAAGGCCAGGUAUGCGAUUAUUGCGAUCCUGAUAAUCCGGAAAAAAAGCAUCCACCUGAAUAUGCGGUUGACGGUAUGGAAACUUGGUGGCAAUCACCACCUUUAUCCAGAGGAAUGAAAUAUAAUGAGGUCAAUCUGACGAUCAACCUGGAACAAGAAUUUCAUGUGGCUUACGUUUACGUGCGAAUGGGAAAUUCGCCUCGGCCAGGACUCUGGAUCCUGGAGAAGUCGAAGGAUUACGGCAAAACCUGGUCACCCUGGCAAUAUUUCUCGGAUUCUGCCAGCGAUUGUCUAACUUACUUCGGGGUGGACAGCCACAAGCCGAUUAUUCGAGACGACAGCGUGAUCUGCACGACCGAAUAUUCAAAGGUCGUCCCACUCGAGGGCGGCGAGAUCCCGAUCUCAAUCCUGAAUAACCGACCCUCGGCGAAGCACUAUUUCAAUUCGACUUUGUUGCAAGAAUGGACGCGGGCGACGAACGUUCGUUUCCGUUUUCUCCGGACGAAGAACUUGCUGGGGCACCUGAUGUCCGUCGUUCGUCAAGAUCCCACAGUCACCAGGAGAUACUUUUACUCGAUCAAAGAUAUUAGCAUCGGCGGUCGUUGCAUGUGCAACGGUCACGCGGACAUCUGCGACAUUCAGGACCCCAAUAUGCCGAAGAAAUUGGUCUGCCGGUGCCAGCACAACACCUGCGGACCUCAGUGCGCAACAUGUUGCAAGGGUUUCGAACAGAAAAAAUGGAGACAGUCCACGGCGUCGAAGAAAUUCAUAUGCGAACCCUGCAACUGCUUCGGACAUUCGGACGAGUGCAUUUACAGUGCGGACACUGAUGAGAAGCACUUAUCACUGGACAUCCACGGUAAUUACGAGGGCGGUGGUAUUUGUCAGAAUUGUAGACACAACACUGAAGGCAUCAAUUGUAACCGUUGCAAGCCCAAGUUCUACAGGCCUCGGGAUAAGCCACUCAACGCAACCGACGUAUGUCAACCCUGCAACUGCGAUUACUUUUACUCGACCGGAAACUGCGCCGAUUCCACUGGAAAAUGCGAGUGCCGAAAGGAGUUUACACCGCCGAACUGUGAUACUUGCAAUUACGGAUUCUUUGGCUAUCCUAAUUGUUUGCCCUGCGAAUGUGAUUUGCGCGGCACGGACGGUUAUCAUUGCGAAGCAACCGAGGGCUAUUGCCCCUGUAAGAUAAACUACGCCGGCCACUAUUGCAAUCUCUGCGCGGAGGGAUAUUACAAUUUCCCCGACUGCUUACCUUGCAGUUGCAAUCCUCUGGGCGCCCUAAACGAUGUCUGCGACGUGGUGUCCGGUAACUGCACGUGCAAAAACAAUUACGGAGGCAGAACGUGUAACAUUUGCGAGGACGGGUACUUCAACUAUCCUCAUUGCACAUAUUGCAAUUGUGAUGCUCGCGGAACAGAACCCGGUAUUUGCGACAAGUCGGAUGGCGUUUGUUUGUGCAAGGAAGGAUACGGCGGCGUUAGAUGCGACCAGUGUAUCCCGGGAUAUUACGGCUAUCCCAACUGUGUACCGUGCAACUGUAGCUCCGUCGGCUCAUCCAGCAUCAGUUGCGAUUCCGCGGGCAAGUGCUCGUGCCUCGCCAAUUUCGCCGGAAGAACUUGCAGUCAAUGCAGUCCAGGAUACUACAAAUACCCGGAAUGCAUUGCAUGCAAUUGCGAUAGUCAUGGCUCCAUCGGCGUAUCCUGCGAUGGCGAAGGUAAAUGUCAAUGCCGCGAGAACUUCGACGGUAUUCGAUGCGAGCAAUGCAAAGAGGGCUACUACAACUUUCCUACCUGCGAGGGUUGCAACUGUGAUCCGGCUGGCAUAGUUGCGACAUUCCAAGGUUGUGGCUCCUUGCCGCCUGGCGAACUCUGUCAGUGCAAGGACCGAGUCGAAGGAAGGAUAUGCAACCAGUGCAAGCCACUUUAUUGGAAUCUGCAGCCUUACAAUCCAGAUGGUUGCGAAGAAUGUCAGUGUAACAUUCCUGGAGUCAUCGGCAGCAUUGGCGAGUGUGACACUAAAACUGGACAGUGUAUCUGCAAACCCAGCGUAACUGACAGAGGAUGCAGCCGAUGCAUUGACGGAACGUACAAUCUUCAGGAAAACAAUCUCUUCGGUUGUUCUGAUUGCGCUUGCGACGUUGGCGGUUCCGUGAAUCCGGUAUGCGACAAGCAAACUGGCCAGUGUCCUUGCCAACCACGGGUGACCGGUCUUACGUGUAAGGAGCCUUUGAAAGCGCAUUACUUCCCAACUCUUCAUCAAUAUCAAUACGAGGCCGAGGUUGGCAAAACUCCCAGUGGUAGCGGCGUCCGUUACGGCUUCGCGGAAGAUAUCUUUCCGGGCUUCAGUUGGAAAGGGUACGCUGAGUUUACUACUCAGCAAGACGAAAUUGUACUGGGCGUAAACAUCGGCAAGUCUUCGCUCUAUCGGAUGGUCUUGCGUUACGUGAAUCCCAGUAGUGAGCCGAUCCUCGGCACUAUCACUAUCACACCUGACAGUCCAUCUGAGGUAGAGCAACAGUUUAAAGUUAACUUUAAGCCAACCAGUCGACCGUCCUUUGUAACGGUUGCCGGAGCACAUGGUAACCAUCCAUCACCCAUGGUGAUGAACCCCGGACAUUGGUCUAUCAAGAUUGCCACGAAGAAGAGUAUGUUCCUUGAUUACUUCGUUCUAUUACCAUCGGAAUACUACGAGGGCGGCAUAUUGACGCAGGACGUAAACAUACCCUGCGAAGUCGGUUACAAGAGACUCUGCAGGCACUACGGAUAUCCGAACUUAACACGAUUUGACUUAGUCCACGGCGCCGGCGGCUUUCUGAGCGAGAACAAUGUACGGAUCCCGUUGACUGAGUAUUUCACCGAUCGCGAGACUUUACAAGAGAUCGGCGAGGAUGAGGUGCCGCUCAUCAACAAGCAGCAAGAACAAAUUCAUUUUGAAUUAAGAAUCAGCAAACCUGGUCCUCACGUUCUCGUGGUGACUUAUGUCACUCCGCGGGAUGAGCGAGACACGUCGGUGCUGCUAAUCGAGGCGAAUACCGUCGGCAAGGGCAAAGUCACUCUGAAUCCCUGUAGAUAUACCAGCACAUGUCGACAGGUUGUCACCGAUACCUACGGCAAGGUGGCCGUCAUGAAUUUCCCAUCAAACUACGUUAGUUUGGUGCUGACUGGUGAACCGACCUCAAACGUCGCGAUCGACUCUGUAGUGGCAAUUCCCUAUCAUCAGUGGUCGCUGGACUACGUGAAGCCUAAAUCUAUCUGCGUGAGGAAAAACGGCAAAUGCGUACAAGGAUUGUUUCCCGGUGCCUCCGACGCCAAGAAGAUCGAAUUCGAGGCUUCUAAUGGCAUUCCCGAAGCUGAAAAUCCUUCCGGAAUUUACGAUAACGCCACCAAAUUAAUCUACCUAGGUGAUGGCGACAUGGUUGAUAUUCAUGCAAAGGUGUCCCAACCGGGAGAUUACGUCUUCGUGAUACAGUAUUAUCAACCGGAUCACCCUCAAUUCGAGCUAGACGUGCUGGUGCAAAACGGCAAGUUUUACGAGGGGAAGGUGCCCGUUUCCCACUGUCCCAGUAACAGCGGCUGUCGUAGCGUUGUACGUCAAAUCGACGACAACGAUACCAGGUUUCAGCUGAUUGAAAAUUUCGUGCUGACGCUGAAAGAGCCCGGCCGCGGUAUCUGGUUAGAUUACGUCUUGGUGAUCCCGGCGGAUCAGUACAACGAGAAGAUCCUCGAUAAAUUACAGUUCGACCAGACAAAAGAGUUUAUUAAGCGUUGCGGCAGCAAUCAUUUCCAGAUCAACGUCACCGAGGACGGCUUUUGUCGUGACUCCAGCUUUUCUCUAACGGCUAAUUAUAACAACGGUGCGCUGCCUUGCAAUUGCGACAGCGAGGGCUCCACCAGCUUCGAAUGCGACAAAUUCGGCGGCCAAUGUCCCUGUCGACCGAACAUCAUCGGCAGACGAUGCGAGAGCUGCAAAUCUGGCUUCUACGGCUUUCCCAGAUGCAGACCGUGCAAUUGUCCCGCUCUCUGCGAACGGGAUACCGGCAGAUGUAUCUGUCCGCCCCGAGUGACCGGUCAACGAUGCGAUCAGUGCGAACCUGGCACCUACGGAUUCCACCCGAUCGUCGGCUGCGAGGAGUGCAACUGUUCACCCCUGGGCGUCCUUGACGGCGAUCUACAGUGCGACGACAUUGGCUGCCGUUGCAAGGAGAACGUGAAGGGCCGUCACUGUGACACCUGUCAAGCUGGUUACUCGCAGUUUCCGCAUUGCGAGCGUUGUGAUUGCGAUUCACGCGGCACCACCAACGAUAUCUGCGACCAAUAUACAGCCGAGUGCUUCUGCAAGGCGAAUGUGCAAGGUCUAGCAUGCGACGUAUGCCGCGAGGGCACCUUCGACAUCCAGGCUGAGAAUGCGGAUGGUUGUACCAAGUGCUUCUGCUUUGGCAAGACCACCAGGUGUGCCUCCGCGAAUCUCUACUGGACCCAUGUUAUGAAUAUGGCCGGUUGGGGAUAUGUCAAGCCUGUUGAUAAGACCGGCAACUUUACCAAUGUGUCAACCUACUCUUCAGACAAUGAAACCACGUUCACGAUCUCCCUCGACACUGACGACACUAUCGAGAACGUCGUCUACUUUUUGGCGCCCGAUGCCUAUCUCAAUAAGAAGUUGACUUCUUACGGUGGCUACUUCAAUUAUACCGUCUUCUACACCACGGGACCGUUCGGCAAGGCUGUUAGCGCCGCCGACGUUGUCCUUCAAGGCGCCAACACUACGUUGUUUUAUUAUUCCGACGAGCAGCCACCAUCCUCUGUGAACUUUAGGGCGUCCGUCCGUCUCGUCGAGGCUAACUUUGUAACUAGCAACAGGCUGAGCGCGACCAGAGAACAAAUUAUGGUUAUUCUCGAAGAUCUACGUGCAAUAUACGUGCGUGCUACGUAUUGGAAUCCUAGCAUCCAGGCUAUAUUAUCAUAUGUGACUUUGGACGUCACAACGGAACAAUACUCAGCUCAAUACAGUGCCCGGGCUAGCAGUGUGGAACAGUGUCAGUGUCCACCCAAUUAUCAAGGACUCUCAUGCGAGGAAUGCGCACCGGGAUAUUACAGGAUUAAAUCGGGACCAUACGGAGGAUACUGCGCACCUUGUCAAUGCAACGGUCAUGCGAGUACAUGCGAUGUAAACACCGGGAUCUGUCAGAACUGCAAGAACGGCACCGUUGGCGACCACUGCGAGUACUGCGAGCAAGGCUACUACGGUAAUGCCACUGUGGGCACACCAACGGAUUGUCUAAUUUGUGCAUGCCCGUUGCCGGUCGCCUCCAACAACUUUGCCACCGGUUGCGAGGUGAACGAGGAGGGCAAUAAGAUCAGCUGCGACUGCCUGCCCGGAUAUUACGGCGCUCGUUGCGAAGUCUGCGCCGCCGGUUACUACGGCAAUCCCGAGGUGUACGGCGAUUAUUGCAAGCCGUGCGAGUGCUCCGGCAAUAUCGACACCAAUCAGAUUGGCUCGUGCGACAGCAUCACCGGUCAGUGUUUGCAAUGUUUGAACAAUACCUACGGUGAAGCGUGCAAUCUGUGCGCCCCCGGUUACUUUGGCGACGCCGUCGACCGGAAAGACUGUCGUAGCUGCGUAUGCGACGACUGCGGGAUGGAACACUGCGACAGCUACAACGGUCAAUGUUUCUGCCAAGAAAACGUAAUCGGCGAGCAAUGCGAUCGCUGCGCGCCCGAUCAUUAUGGUUUCGGCACUUGCAACGGUUGCAGGCCAUGCGACUGCGACCUGGCCUCGGAGAGCAGCCAGUGCGACGGAGAGACGGGACAAUGCAAAUGUAUGCCAGGUGUCACCGGUCGCAGAUGCGACCAGUGCAUUCAGGGAUAUUGGGAUUACGGACCGGGCGGAUGCACAUCGUGCGAAUGUCACACUGGUUACUCCGUCGGCGUGUCUUGCAACACGACCACUGGUCAGUGCACCUGUUUACCUGGUGUGAUCGGCGAAAAAUGCGACCACUGUCCGUACCGGCACGUGCUCAUCCCGGCGCAAGGCUGCUUCUCCUGCGGUUCUUGCACGGGAAAUCUUUUGGAUGUUACAGAUGAAUUAGAGGAUUUGUUAGAGCCUGUCUCACGCAAGUAUAGUACGGUCGCGGAAGGCUAUUUUACGCAUCAACGACUUAAGUUUAUCAACGACACGGUCAACGAGCUCUAUCCCGAAGUUAGAUUACUAGAUCCAAGUCGGGUGAAUCUGCUGCCAUUGCAGAAGAAGCUGGAGCGGUUGGAACACGAGGUGUACAAUCAGAAACGAAACAUUGAUUUCACUGCCGAGGACAGUGUCAAGUGGAAGGACGCCGCGGAGAACACGUUGCAGGACAUGAAUACUCUGGAGGAAGACGUGGUGCGCAAGAUUGACCUAGUGAAUCAGAUUGUAUCGGAAGUGCAAUCGCUGGCGCUGAAUAUUGAACUGGGAACGGGCGCCAAGGUCGAUAACGCCCUGAACGAGGCAAAAGGGAUUCUGAAGAAAAUCAAGGACGUCUCCUUCGUUAAAUUUCGGGAUAACGCUCUAGACCAAGCGAACCAAGCUAAUAUCCUGAUUUCCGAGAUGCAAGAUUACAACUUUCCGGCUAGCAACUUAAGUUCCGCCGCGGCCGAUUUCAGUAACAAGAUCAAAAACGCCAGCGCCAAGAUGGAUGAUCUGCUGGACAUCGUGCAGGUAGCUCAAGAAAUUGCCAGCACGGUGGAUAAGCUUAAUCGAGAAAAUAGAAUCGCUGCGCAGACUGGCAAUCUGGACAUUGUGAAAAACUCUACCGCUGAAGCGAAAGAGGACUUGGAAGCCGGAGAGCAGCUUAAGAAUAACGCUAGCGAUUUCCUUAACCAUGCGAGAAGCAAUAUCGAUCUUCUACAAACUAACACUGUUAGCGAUGUGGCUGAUCGACUGAACAAUACUAUUGCUGUGAAUGACGAAAUGCUGAUCGACCUGGCUGAGCCAAUCCAGAAAGCCCAUACUCACGCGGCAUACCUAUACAAUCGUUCGCUGGAAUUGGAUAGUCUAUUAACCGACACUCGCAAUACUAAUGCGGUGAGAGCCGUUUCAGCUUACAGAGAUAUUGAAACCGCACUUCAAACUGCAAAAGAUGCUGCAGAUCAUGCUGUAAUCGCUGCUGAGAACGCAACAGCGCUGACUGAUGGACUCGAGCAAAGGGUGUUGGACUCUCGAAACGAGUGCUCUAAAUUGUUAGCCUCCGCGAUCGCUUUAAUGAAAACGACAGGUCAGCCCGAGAACGAUUUGCGAGACGCAAGGAACAACGCGACUCUGAUCGACAACCAAAAUAAACGUAACAAGGAACUUCUCGACACCAUUGACAAGACGCUUGGCAACAUUCCUUCGCAAUCAUCUUCAGUCGCACAUGAAGCCAUGAAUCAAGCGGUGAAUGUCGAGCGUAACAUCAAAAUCGCCAUCGACGAUUUGAACGGUAUUGUCAAUCAGAUCCCGGAAGACCUGCGGGAGACAAAGCAACUCUCGAAGAAUACGUCAGAGUCAAUCCGCGACAUCUCGCAGGCAAACAAACAGCUGGAUAUUGUAAACAAAGUGAUGCCAAACAUCACCAAUCUGCUAAACAGUCUGAAUAACAAUCAGAAAUCGAUCGAUGCAACUGGGAACGAUCUACAGAGCAAAAUCGAGGCCCUGAGGAACAAAAUCGCGAAUGCACGGGAAUUGGCCAAUCGAUUCAAGACCGGCUUGACCUUCUACAGGAACACUACUUUGGAGCUGAAGAAUCCAGAGAGCCUGCCGUUGCUAGCUACAUCCACAAAAAUAUCCUUAUAUUUCAGGACCAACAAGACCAACGGCUUUCUGCUCUACCUCGGCAAUGAGGAGAAGACAAAGCUACCACGCUCUAAGACGCACGACUUUAUGGCGUUAUUGAUUGAGAGCGGAUAUCCCGUGCUUAUAGUCGAUCUGGGAUCCGGACCGGAGAGGAUAAUUCACAACAAAUUCGUAUCGGAUAAUGUGUGGCGGCAGAUAAUUAUCGACAGGACUGGCAAGAAUGUCAAAUUAAUCGUUCGCGAGGAUAUUGGCGAGGGCAAGGAUGCAUUGUACGAGAAGGAAAAGGUCUUGCCAGGCUCUUAUUAUAUUUUCAACGUGGAUCAGGAGCAUUCGAAACUCUUCGUCGGUGGUUAUCCAUCAUCCUUCCGCAUUCAGGACGCUGUGACCGCGUCCUCUUUCGAGGGCGAGAUGGAGGAAUUGAUGAUAGGCGAUAUUCCGGUGUCUUUCUGGAACUUCGUCGACGGCGAGAACAACCAGAAGAGCGCGCUCGAACGCGACAAGCUCAUUAAUUUCGCGCCGAGCAGAGGAUACCGUUUCGAUCGACACGGCUACGCAAUUCUCAGCAAGAAGGGCUCGCAGAUUACGCCAGACACCAGAAAGUUCAUCAUCAAACUAUCUUUCAAAACUUUCGCGGAGGAUGGGUUGAUUUAUUUAAUGGGCAAGGGCAGACAGUUCUUGUCUCUGGAAAUGAGAAACGGCCAGUUGUUGUAUCAGUACGAUCUUGGCGAGGGUACGAUUGAUUUGAGGUCUUCGGACAAGUACAAUGACGGCAACUGGCACACUCUGGAGGCUAUCAGACAGGAUACGAUGGGCGCGCUCAAAGUUGAUGAUCACACAGUCGCGUCAAGUCAAGAAAGAGGAACCACCAAGCCUCUGGCCUCAUCAGAUCAUAUUUAUUUCGGUGGAUAUCCACCUAACGCGAAGCAUCCUUACGAGUCGGUUACUAGCAAUGGCUUUGAAGGCUGCAUCGACGAUGUCGUCAUUCUUGACACUUCGGUGGAUCUCACGCGUAACGUACAGGCGUUUGGAGUCAUGCCUGGUUGUCCAGUCAGGUUUGCCAGUCUUGUCUCGUUUGAGAAAAACACACCAGGCUAUGUGAAAUGGCGCAAUUUAGCGUCCGACGGUCUACAAGUGAAUCUCAAGUUCAAAACAUUGGCCAGCGACGGUCUGAUUUUCUACGCGACCAACAACGAUCAGCAGAGUGCGGCUACUAGUUAUCUAUCGUUGGUGGAUGGCCAGUUAGUAUUCAAUAGCCAGGGUGAACAGCUUAGGACCAACCCGUCGGAUGUUAAGCUGAACGAUAACGAAUGGCACGUAGUAACCGCAACUCAUGACCAGUCGGCUCUUAGCCUCGACAUUGAUGAUACGAAGAGCUACAGAACUGAUUCGGCACCGCCACCGUUACACUUCCUCUACGGCAACUUGUACAUCGGUGGACUGCCGUCAGGCUUCGGUUCGGUUGACAUGCCCUUCGUCGGCUGUAUUGGCGACGCAACCCUCAACAGCGAGAUCAUUAUCAAUUUCGCCAACACGACGGAGAGACCAUACGCGUUCCUAGGAAAGUGCAAGGGCGGUGAUCAGACGCUUUUACCACCGACUGUCGAACCUGAAUUUUUGCCACCGUUACUACCGUCGGAAGGGCCGGAAGACACAGUAGAGUCGUCGACUCAAAUCAAUAUAAUAGACGUCGACAUAGACAAGGAGGAUGACAAAGAGGAAGAACCAGAGCUAGAAGGACGAAUUAAUUUAGAUAAACAUGAUUUCACGCCGACUAUGCCUACUACGCCAACCGAGGAGCCUCAAACUGUCGACCAGUGUCAUUUGCCAUACUACCCGGCAACCGAUCCUGAUCUUGAGAAUGCUUGGCGAUUUGGUACUGCGAGGAACAGUAGAUUAGAAUAUAGGACACUAAAGGGAAGAUACAAAGACGACUACGAUUUCCAGAUUGAUAUAAAAACAAUGGCGGACGAUGGAAUUAUAUUCUAUACUUCCGACCUCAAUAAGCAAGAUUUAAUCGCCGUAUACAUGCUUGGUGGAAAGAUUCACUACAAAUUCGAUUGCGGCAGCGGACCGGCAUUGCUAAUGAGUGAAAAGAUGAUCAACAACAACCAAUGGCAUAUCGUGCUCUUCAAGAGACAAGGUAACUACGGCCAGCUGAUUGUGGACGAGGAGGAACCGGUGGGUGGGUACUCAUUAGGACACACUACCACUAUCAAUGUCAAUCCGCCGUUCUUCGUGGGUGGCGUCUUGCCGGAAAUAUCCAACAUCGCAUACACGAAUAUUGGUCUCAAUAAAACGUUCAGCGGCUGCCUAGGAAAUUUCAUGAUGAAUGGACAACUCGUUGGAGAGCCGUCGGAAAAGAUAGGCGUAAUACCCUGCUCGAAGAGAGUGGAGCCCGGUCUCUUCUUCUUCCCAGGAAACGGCAGUAAUUUAUUCAAAGCAGUCGAUCGAUUUAACGUAGACCGCACGGUCGACAUUCAAAUGGACAUAAAACCGCGAUCGACAUCUGGACAUUUGCUGUCGGUGCACGGUAAAAGGGAUUAUCUUGUGCUAGAGAUGAUUAACGGUACCGUGAAGUUCCUCAUAAAGACGCAGAGAGGCUCGAUUGAGACUGCGUUCGAGCCGACGAAACCAAACUCCCUGUGCGACGGCAACUGGCACAAUAUUCGAGCUGUCAAACAGAAAAAUGCGGUACUGCUGUCGGUCGAUCAUAAACCGGCACCGCCCGGAAUCGGCGGCAAAAACGUGGCUAGAGUCUUGUCAAAACAUCCGAUAUUCAUCGGUGGCCAUCCGAUGCUUGGAAGAAAAUUACGAGGUAGUACGUCGCAGGCUCAAUACGUCGGCUGUAUCAACAAUAUUAUGAUUAACAUGAAGACCGUCAGCAUCAGGCCUGAACGAGCCUACGGACAAGUUAUCACCGGUGUGUGCCCGACAAUUUAAAAUAAUGAAAAAAUUUUUCAUAGGCCAUGCAAAUUUAUAGCUUUAUCUAAAAUCCUGAUCUAGCCAUCUUCUCCUCUUCAAAAUAUUUUAUUAAUAUCUGAACGCGCUUAAUCAAAAACAAAAAAUCAAUAACAGAAGUAAUAAGUUCAAAACUUGAACUUUAUAGUUCCAUUAAUCUUUCCUUGUAAAAGAUAUUUUCUCGACCAAGAACUAUGAAAAAUUAUUCGUACAGGAUAAGGAAGCUCAAGUGUAACCAAAGAUAUGAUUUAAUAAAGGAUGUAAGUU